Molecule: messenger RNA, 1233 nt
Organism: Etheostoma cragini (Arkansas darter)
Lineage: Eukaryota; Metazoa; Chordata; Actinopteri; Perciformes; Percidae
Product: coiled-coil domain-containing protein 141-like
Exons: 9
Coding region: 1-1233 (410 amino acids)
Source: RefSeq, a predicted model, not a curated record
AUGAGAUUCCAGCCCUGCAGAGAGGACAACAUUCAUCGGUUACUUUAUACUCCAGGGAAACUAGACGCAGAGGUGGAGUCGCUGAGGAGGAUCCGGAACUCUCUCGGAGUCCUGGACUGGCUGGAGGAGGAGGGAUCAGCAGAGACCAGGUGGGACCUGUCUGAGCUGCUGAACCUGCAGGAGGAGGAGGGACCAGCAGAGACCGAGGGGGACCUGUCUGAGCUGCUGGACCUGCAGCAGAGAGUGAAGACAAAGAUCAGUCAGAGCGAGACGAUCCUGGACCUGAGCCGCAGCUUUCACCUCACAGCCUCACAGCUGGAGGCACUGCUCCAGUCAGAAGCUGCUGGGUCCAGAGACCAGCAGCAGAUCCAGAAUAUGCUUCAAACCGCUUCAACACUGAAGACAGAGAUCGUCACCAUCAGCGGCGGGACAUGUUUCAGCGUGGAGCAGCUGGAAGUUCGACUCCUGUCCCUCGAUUCUCGGUGCGUCUCGCGGCGCGACGCAGCGCAGCGUCACAAGGAGAAGCUCCGGCUGACCCGUCUCCUCAGUGAUGACAUCACCCAGCUUCGUGACUCCUUUAAGGAGCUGAAAAAGCGCUUCAACAACCUGAGGUUUAACUUCCUGAAGAGAAACGACCGGAGGGGGAACACUAAGGCCAUCAGGAACCACCUGCAGCAGGUGGAGCUCAACGAGGAGAAGCUGCAGGCGCUGAGGAAACGUGUGCAGGGGGUGGCGGCCCGCCUGGGGUCAGAGGUCAGAGACGGGGGCGUGGCCAGGGAGGCGGAGGACGCCGUCAACCAGCUGCAGAGGCAGAUGGGAGAGUUUGAAAGAAGUGUCGGCGAACACCAGAAAACUCUGGAGAUGACCUGCAGACUGCAGCUGGCCAUGGAGGAGUAUCAGUGGUGGUGCGAGGACGCCAGCGCGACCAUCGCUCGCGUCGGGAGGUUUUCGUCCGAGUGCCGCAGCACGGACGCCGUCUCCGUCCUGCAGCGCCAGUUUGAGACGUUCGUCUGGCCGACGGUGCCGCAGCAGGAGGAGAGGAUCGGCCAGAUCAGAGAGCUCGCCACGCGCCUGCACGGGGCGGAGGAGGGGCGGCGGUACGUCGAGAAGACCGUCAGUAAACACUCGGCGAUGGUGGCGUCCAUCAGAGAGCUGAGCAACGACCUGAUGGAGCUGCAGGCCAAACUGAAGCGCAGCGCAAAGUCGGACACAAAUGUCUUUGCUAUUUUAUGA